Molecule: messenger RNA, 4183 nt
Organism: Rhinichthys klamathensis goyatoka
Lineage: Eukaryota; Metazoa; Chordata; Actinopteri; Cypriniformes; Leuciscidae
Gene: oxr1a
Product: oxidation resistance 1a
Exons: 15
Coding region: 150-2549 (799 amino acids)
Biological process (GO): response to oxidative stress
Cellular component (GO): nucleus
Source: RefSeq, a predicted model, not a curated record
CAGUCGCGCCGCAGGCAGCUGCUGUCAGUUUCAGUUCCUGAUUCUGCUCUCAUGUUUUCACUGUCAGCUCUGGGCAGAUAGCUCGGCGUUAUUACGUUGUUUUUUUAUUGCUUUUUAAAUGUUUUAAAUGUUUUGGGUAAGAUCUGAAAAUGGAUUAUAUUCAGUCGUUCAGAGACGCGAUCGUUGGUAAAAUCUGGCCUGUUACCGAAGCUCUGAGAGAAGUUCAGUUUAAAGACUAUUCUGAUGCCGAAACGCCAAUGGAGAACGCGUCUGAAACACACUCUGCAGAUACCGGGCAGAAGAAGACGCCGGAGAAGAAGGAUGGAAGGCGGAUGUCGUUCCAGAGACCGAAGGGCACCAUCGAGUAUUCCGUGGAGUCGCGGGAUACUCUAAACAGCAUUUCGCUGAAGUUUGACACCACUCCCAAUGAACUUGUUCAGCUCAACAAACUCUUCUCCAGAAAUGUGGUCCCCGGUCAGGUUCUGUAUGUUCCUGAUCCGGAGUACGCGUCCAGUGCCGGCAGCUCUCCCUCCUUCAGUCCCAGCAGCCCACUCUCUCCCACCUCCUCUGAAGCUGACCUGGAGAAAGUGACCACGGACUCCAAUUGUCCACCUCGCUCUGAUGCUCCUGCCCCUCCAGCCUUCUCUGCACUGCGGUCCUCCCGUGUGGUUUCCUCCACCUCGGAGGAAGAAGAGGCGCUGACAGAGAAGUUCCUCAAAAUCAACUGCAAGUACAUCACGGAUGGCAAGGGAGUUGUUAGUGGGGUGUUGCUGGUGACGCCCAACAACAUCAUGUUUGACCCUCACCGGACGGACCCUCUGGUUCUGGAGAGAGGCUGUGAGGAGUACGGGAUCAUGUGUCCACUUGACGAGGUUCAGUCUGCAGCCGUCUACAGAGAGAUCACCGACAGCAAGAUCCGUGACUCCGUACCCCCGGAUCUUGAAGCCACGUUCUCUGGAAGUUGUCAUCAAACGGAUCAGCGUCUGCGGGAGGGUUACGACAGCGCCAGCACUGCCCCACGCAGCACCGAGGGCUCCUUCUCAGAGGACGUCUUCACCGAGUCAGAGCUCUCACCCAUCCGAGAGGAGCGGCAGUCCACAGAGGAGCUCCAGCAGGAGGACAAGUCAUCGAGAGCCUCGUCUCAAUCCGUGCAGACCAUCCUCCGGGAACCUCCAACAGCUGACCGCAGUCAUACAGAGGAGGGAGAACCAGCCAGCAACACUGCCCAGCCCAACACCUCAAUGAGCUCCAAACAGCCAAGCACACCCACCAGCAAGGACCACCAGCAACCACCCCACUGCCAGACCUCCUCAGGUUCUCAGAGCUCGGCCCCUGGAGCAGACGAGGCCACGGGACAGGAAAGCAGCCCCGAUGGGGCUAAACUGACCAGAGAUGGUACUCGAGAUUCAGAGACGGACGUUGAGGAGCUAAGGAAGAUGUGGAAGAGCCACACUAUGCAACAAGCCAAGGAACAGCGAGAGAACGUCCAGCAGGCCCAGAAAGAGAAUGUGCAGCAACCUAUGGGCAGCCAGAGACUGAGCUCUGCUGAGGGCCCCAUGUUGUCCAAGGAGAGGCAGAAGUCUCACAAGUUUCUGUGUCUGCGAGUGGGCAAGGCCAUGAAGAAGACGUUUGUGUCCAACGCCAGCGCCUCAAUGCAGCAGUACGCACAGCGCGACCGCAAGCAUGAGUACUGGUUUGCCGUUCCCCAAGAGAGGUCAGACCACCUGUACGUUUUCUUCAUCCAGUGGAGCCCUGACGUUUUUGGGGAUGGGCUAGGAAUCAUCAGCCGUGAUCCUGGCUUCAUCGUGGUUAAGAAAAUCGAGGAGUCCGAGGCAAACGAGGAGCAGCAAACUGUAGAAAGUUCAACCAAGGAGUGGGAGGUAGUCUCAUGGACUGAGUACCACUGCCGGAUCGAUGCGUUAAACAGUGAAGAUCUGCGCUCCCUAUGCAAACGCCUCCAGAUCACCACAAAAGAGGACGUGAACUCCACACAUGGCACGUCGUCCAUCUCCGCCAGUCUGGAGCCGGAGACUUUCAAGCCCAACCUGAACGAACCCAGUGACCUUCUGGAUGCUGAGCAGAUUGAGAAGUUGGCGAAACAUCUCCCACCCAGAACCAUCGGUUACCACUGGAAUCUGACCUUCAGCACAUCUAAACAUGGCAUGAGCAUUAAAACACUGUACCGGACGAUGCAGGAUCAGGAAUCGCCCAUGCUAAUGGUUAUCAGAGACAGUGACGGACAGAUGUUUGGGGCUUUGGCCUCCCAACCCUUCAAAGUCAGCGAGGGUUUCUACGGCACAGGAGAGACUUUCCUGUUCACCUUCUAUCCAGAGUUUGAGGCGUACAAAUGGACUGGUGAUAAUCUGUUCUUCAUUAAAGGAGACAUGGACUCUUUAGCCUUUGGUGGAGGAAGUGGUGAGUUCGGGCUUUGGUUGGACGGGGAUCUUUAUCACGGCAGGAGUCAUUCAUGCAAAACCUUCGGGAAUCCCAUGCUCUCCAUGAAGGAGGAUUUCUUCGUGCAGGAUAUUGAGAUCUGGUCGUUCGAGUAGCAGCAUACAGGGAGGUACCUUUGUGUUGUUAGUUGGAAAGAGGAAUUGGACACCAGGCAGAUCCCAAACCUUACUGCACAUCACCGCGGCUCCCAGGAAGCCCGUAACGGACGCUACUGUUACCGCGCUUGUCGUAUGUUACUCCUGCAUUUAAUACAGAGCUCUUCUUUGUGCUGUUUAGUAUAUGUGUUUUGUUCAAGCCGUGUGCAGUGUCAAUAACGAACGGGAGGAUGUAACAAGGGACCCCCGUGAGCACCUUUAACAUUGAGUGGAGAUGACGAUGAAAACGAUGGUGGUGGCGGCACGGGUUUGGGCUGCCCGAGAACUGCCACAGUCCAAUUUACCUGAGCUGAAGCGGCAGGAGAACGUUCAAAAGAUGAUGUUAGCCGAUAGGAUGUCACUACUGCAACACGGGGAUCGAUGGGGGGGGGGGGGGGGAAACAACUACGGAAAAAGAAAAGCAAACAACUGAAAACACAUUCUCUUGCUCUCAGAGGAAGAAUAUGCAUUUUUUUGGAUCGCGGUGGCGUCCACGAGAAGACGAGAACAGAUCCGUAGUUUCUUUUGAGGCGAAAUAUUCAAGUGUCGUGAAACUCGUAGUCUUUCUGUUGUUCACUAUCAUAGCACACUAUGUCGAAGCACAUAAUCGGAAACCCCAUAGUCGUAAUGUUCUGUUCAGUGGGUUUUACGUGUGAGUGUGGCUAACACCGACCCCUCCGCUUCGGAAGGGCCGACUUUUACUGUUCGUAGGCAGAAAUGUGUCGCAAUAGAUUUGUGGAAUAUGCAAAUUCCUGUCAUGUGACCUCAAAUAAUCCAAACGGGGCACUUUUGUUUUCCCUGUUUCUCUUUCUAAGAGACCUUUUACGUCUUGACGGAUUAAUUGCUUUUCUGGGUAUCAUUUGAAAAGCCUGAGACGUGGUUUAAUUGUUUUUCAUGAAUAUAAUGACAAUUCUAUAUUUAUGUAUAUGAUUAUAUAUAUAUAUAUACAUAAAUAUAUAUAUAUAUAUAUAUAUAUAUAUAAUGAUAUAUAUAUAUUGCUGUUAAGUGUGACAGUGAUCUUUUUUGUGCUGAUAUCUCAGCUGUUACUAAUAUAAUGUAUAUUACCCUGUAAAUUAAUGUUAAAAUAGUAGAUUUGUUCCUAUAUAUAAAUAUAUAUAUAUAUAUAUAUAAAUGAAUAUACAGUGUGUGGAUUGGUGGGUUGCUUCUCGCACUUUAUUAAUCUAGUUUCAAGCCAGGUUCUUCAGGCCUCAUUAGCAGUAGCAGUACAGUAUAUAUUUUUCUUUGUCUUUUAGAUCAUAGAGUAAAUGAAUCGUUUAUAAAGAGCUUGCUGCUACUGUGGAGAGGAAAAGCCCCGGAUGGGCGUCUCAGCGGUCGAGCACAGGGUCGAAUCUGACGGACUCUCUUCUUCUCACGUGUCCUGUCCCGGAGUUUUUUGGUUUGGUUUUUGUCAGGUUUUUUUUCUUUCUUUUUUUCGGUGUCUAGAUUGACCGUGCACACAUCGAGAGGAGCACAAACGUCCUUUCAAAGUGCAAAGAAGUGCAAACAAAUCCUUCAUCUACUUCACCGGAAUAUAAUGUUACAGUGAUGUAUAAAGAACAAUGAAUACUAAUAAAUUGUUGUAACCUGGGACAGAA